Micropterus dolomieu (smallmouth bass) is the source of this 2674-nucleotide messenger RNA. RefSeq names its product centrosomal protein of 120 kDa-like. Gene Ontology annotation, biological process: positive regulation of centriole elongation; centrosome cycle; interkinetic nuclear migration. Gene Ontology annotation, cellular component: centrosome; centriole. Lineage: Eukaryota; Metazoa; Chordata; Actinopteri; Centrarchiformes; Centrarchidae. Bases 77 to 2674 code for a protein of 865 amino acids. The transcript is spliced from 19 exons. The record is from RefSeq and is a predicted model, not a curated record.
AAUUAAACGACGGCGUGGAGAGGAGUUUCGCAGUUCACAGUUGGAAACGUUUCCGUUGGAGCUGUCAAAUGUCACCAUGGCUUCGAAGACAGACCAACUUCUUAUCGUUGUGUCCAUCCUGGAAGGUCGUCACUUCCCAAAGACUCCCCGGCUCAGUCUGGUGGUCCAGGCGAGUUUUGAUGGUGAGCAUCUUGCAACAGACCCUGUGGAGCACGUAGACCAGCCUCAGUUCAGCACCGAGCUGGCCUGGGAGCUGGACCGCAGGACGCUGCACCAGCACAGACUGCAGAGAACUCCCAUCAAGCUUCAGUGUUUUGCUGUUGACCCUGUGAGUAAGAGGAGAGAGAGUGUGGGCUACAUCGUCCUGGACCUCCGGUCUGUACAAGAGGUCAAACAGGAGCCUCGCUGGUAUCCACUGCUGAGCAGUAAAUACAUCAAGCAGAGACCAGCCCUCCUCCUCAGCAUGGUGCUGGAAAAUGACAACAAGCCCUCCGAACCUUCACCUGAUAGGUUCAAAGCCAAGAAGGCCCCGCCCCGAAAAGGUUCUCCUGCAGUAACUGACCUGCUCCCAGAAAACCUGGAGGCUGCACUGAUCCCAGACCAGGGCUACCAUCAAGUCGGACCUGCAGAUCACUGCUCUGACAUGUUUGUCCUGUCCGUCACUGUGGCCUUUGCUACCAAACUAGAACAGUUGAUCCCGAGCACUAUGAAACUGUCAGCGGAGGGGUCGGAGUUCUUCUUCUACUACUCUUUACUGGGGAAUGACAUCACCAGUGAGCCUUUCCACAACCUGCUGAGCCCAGACUUCGAGCCGGAGCGCGCUUCUGUGCGCAUCCGCAGCAGCAAGCAGGUCCUCCAGGCCUUCCUGUCUCAGCAGCCCAGUUUACAGAUCCACCUGUGCUGUGGGAAUCACUCUCUGGGCAGCACAGACGUUUCUCUCUCAGCUCUGGCUGCUGUUUCUGUGGAUCUGGAGAACAAGGCAGCGACGGUGGAGGGAGCGUUUAUACUCCAACCACCUAAACACAUCAAACAGACGCUGCCGGCUCUCCCCACCGACCUGCAACCGACCUUGGGGGUGGCUGUCACCCUCAGGAGGGAGGAGGUCACACCACAGUUUUUAGGGAAUAAAGGAAGUGGAGCUCAGGCACACUCCAACCCUGCUCCUUCCGGUCCGCCUGCUAAACAGAGACCUCGAAGCUCCUCUCCAGUCCCAAAACCUCCCGACUCUUCUCCUCCUGGUCCUUCUCUUCCUCCACCUUCCUCUCAUACAGAGAGCGAAGCAGAGAGCCUGCUGGAGGAGCUGCGACACAGCAAAGAGCAGGCAGGACGUGCAGCUGCAGAUUUGGAAGUUCCUGCGCAGCAGCCCAGUCCGACUGUAGCUACAGCAGAAGGCGGCGCAUCAUCUGUCAGCGUCUCUGCUCCCAAAGUGUCCAUCCCCUCCUCCGCCCGUCACUACUGCUUCUCUCUGGACCUCCGCAGCCUGGGAAACCUCAGCCUGACACACCCCAUCGCUGCUACACUCAGGUAUUCAUAUCAGUUCUUUGGCAGUGCAGCUCCCAUCAUGACCAACCCUCCUGUGGAGCUGCAGAGGAACAUGGAGGUGUCUCUGCCUCAGUCCUACUGUGCGUUCGACUUCGCCGCACUGCCACAACAACUCCAGGACACCUUCCUCAGAGUUCCUCUGGUGGUGGAGGUUUGGCACAGAGACUCCACCAGCAGAGACCAGCUGAUCGGACGAGCCUCCAUCCAGCUGUCUCACCUGUUGAGCUCUGAGAGGAGCAGAUUCCUGGCAUCAACAGGAGAGCAGGGCUGGAGACAAACUCACCAGGACCGGAUCCCUGUCGUCCAAACACAUCGACCUGCUGAAAAGGUGGCAGAGUUAAGCUAUGUGGCGACACUGGAAGACCUGGGAUUGGUCAAAGCCAGAGAAGUCCUCGUGUCUGACUCUUCACAUCAUCAGAAUGAACCUGCAGUCCCCACACAGCCAUCCUCCCCCACGCCUCCAACCGCCCCCAGAGACACCCUGGAGUACCGCACGGCCCUGGAGCUGGAGCUGUGGAAGGAGGAGCAGGAGGAUCUGUUUGGUGAUCAGUUGAGGAAGAAGGAGCUGAGCCACAUGCAGGCUCUAGCAGAGGAGUGGAGGAGGAGAGACAGAGAGAGAGAGGCUCUAGUCAAGAAGAAGGAACUGGAGUAUAAUCUGCUGGAGGAGCAACUUCAGAAGACUUUGUCCGAUCUGGAGAAAAGAGAGAAACAGCUGGUUGAGGCCGAGCAGGAGACUCAGAGGCUGCAGAGGGAGCUGCGGGCCGAGCACAGUCUGACCCAGAGGGAGCUGCAGGAGAGCGGCAGGAGGCUGCAGCAGGAGUGUGACCACCGAGUGGUGCUGGAGAGAGACAAAGUCCGGCUGAUGGAGGAGGAGAGAGGCCGGCUGCUGCAGCAGAUUGCAGACGGGGAGUCUCGGUAUAAGCAGCUGGAGAAAGAGUUCCAGCUCUACAGAGAACAACAGAACGUCAGACCUGAGUUCAGACUGCAGUCAGAGAUCAACCUACUGACUCUAGAGAAGGUGGAGCUGGAGAGGAAGCUGGAGUCUACCACCAAGUCCAAGUUGCACUACAAGCAGCAGUGGGGGCGCGCCUUAAAGGAGCUGGCCAGGUUCAAACAGGUACUGUUUGUCUAG